Molecule: messenger RNA, 4798 nt
Organism: Paralichthys olivaceus (Japanese flounder)
Lineage: Eukaryota; Metazoa; Chordata; Actinopteri; Pleuronectiformes; Paralichthyidae
Gene: rnf38
Product: ring finger protein 38
Biological process (GO): protein ubiquitination
Molecular function (GO): ubiquitin protein ligase activity
Source: RefSeq, a predicted model, not a curated record
CAUUUCACGCUGACACCGAGCGAGCAAAGGGCUCAUACAUACACAGACACACACACAGACACACAAUACUACCGACAGAUCCGCGUCAGGAGCACCGCCGUGGAGAGCACAUUGGGGCGCACAAAAGCUUCUUCUGUGAGAGGAAACGAGAGGAAAACGCAGGAAAAAAAGAAACAGAGGAAAUCCCCCGAAAGGAAAUGCCAAUCGCAGCCGCUGGACAGCCGACGACCCAGGAGCCUAGAGUUUGCCCCCGGCUGCCCUCCACCCCGGAGCCUGUCCCUAAAGGGGCUGAUUUAUUCGACGAGGCGGGGGCGGCGGAGUCGGCGGAGCGGACAGAGUACGGGGGCUCGGAGGGGGGCAGAGGACUCGGGGGCUAUAGUUACACCCAGAGCGGCGCUAGGGGCUUUGCACAGCCAGGAUUCAUCAGCUCUCCGCCGCAGUCCCCAGCCGCGUCCUCAUCCUUUCUCCUCCACCCGCACCAAAUGGCAAUGGAACCCCCAAGGACUCGAUCGCGUUCUCGGUCUGGAUAUUACCAGCAGUACGGUGGUGGUGGGAAUGGCACUGGAUUUACCGGCAGUGGAGUCAUGGGAUCUAACCAUCACCAACACCACCAUCAGCAGCAGCAGCAGCAGCAACUACAUCCACAGCAGCAGCAGCACGGUGCCGGUUGCGCACCACUUGGAGCUCACAGCAACCACUCGGAGAACCAGCAGCGAUCCCCAGGAAGUAACACCUCUCCCGGCAUUCAGAGGCUUUCUUCCGUUCCCGGAGCGCACCGCAUCCCGGCGGCAGGGGCCUCUGGUGGAUCCUACCACUGCUACCCAGACCAUGCAUAUGGAGAGGAGAGUGAUAAGAGUGAGGAAAGCCCCAGUCCAAAGCGCCAGAGGCUGUCCAGUCAGUCCGUUUUGGAACAACUAACCUCAUCCGCUCCCCCACCUUCUACGCCGUCUCCCCCCAUCCGCCCCUGGGAGUCAGGGCCCCCGAGUCGGAGACAACCUCACCCCCACACCCACUACCACCAGGAGCGAUGCCUCACUCCUGCUCGGCACAGACGCAGCCCACCGGCAAGGCGUCAGCGCGGCCGUCUAUCCAGACCCACGCGUCAUUUGCCUCCCCAUCUGCACCCGUCCACCCAAGGCCCUGCACCUCGCCUGUCGCCAUCCGGGCUCCAAGAUGAAAAUUACCACCACAACCCCCAUCCCUCCACACACCAGACAUACCCGACACACACACCCAGCACCUAUGGUCAGCCCCUGACAGCUGGUGGUGGCGGGGCAGGGUCGGACGAGCCCCGAGCUUUCCACCCCCCUACCCUGUCGCCACGUCUUCUGCAUCCAGCUGCUCACCACCACCACCACCACCUCCAUCAUCAGCAUCAGCACCAUGCAGCACAACAACAGCAAGGAGCCAUGGUCAUGGACCUGCAUGAACAGCUGCAGCAGGCCAGUGUACCAGUGUCCUACACGGUGACCCCAGUCCCUCCUCACGGUCUCGCAGCACCUUUGUGUAGCAGUCAGCAUCUUCCCCCUUCCUGUUCUUCACAACAGCAAGUCCCCGCUUGCAGCGUGGUCUUCAGCACUGGACAACACUACCACCCGAUGCUACAGGCAUGUUCAAUGCAACAUUUGCCAGUGCCCUAUGCCUUUCCGUCACUGCUGACCGGUGACCCUCAGUUCCUGCUUCCUCCUCCACCUCACCUCUCUCACCACGCGCCUCACCUCCCCACACCCGGACAGUUCCUGCCUUUCCAGACACAACAGCCUCGAUCGCCGUUACAGACGAUUCAAAAUGAGGUCGAGCUUCUGGGAGAGCAGCUUUCAGUGGGUGGAGGAUUCAGCUACGCCCACCACCACCACCAUCACCACCAGCCUCCCUCCACCUUGCCGCCCUCCACCCCACUCCAGUUUCUCUCACACCAAGACCCCCUGUCUCAGGAGCUUUUCACAGUGCCCUAUCCUCACUUCAUGCCUCGCCGAUUCACAAGCCGGCGCUACCGCUCUCAGCAGGCAGUUCCCCCUUCGCCCUACCACCCCAGCUUCCUGCCUUACUUCCUGUCCAUGCUUCCUGUGCCCCCAAAUGUGGCCCCCACUAUCAGUCUAGAGCUGGAUGUGGACGACGGAGAGGUGGAGAACUAUGAGGCCCUGUUGAACCUCGCCGAGCGUCUCGGAGAGGCCAAGCCCCGUGGUCUAACUAAAGCCGAUAUAGAACAGCUUCCAUCAUACAGGUUCAACCCCAACAAUCAUCAGUCUGAGCAAACACUGUGUGUGGUGUGUAUGUGUGACUUCGAGACUCGCCAGCUCCUCAGGGUUCUGCCCUGUAAUCACGAGUUCCACGCCAAAUGUGUAGACAAGUGGCUAAAGGCCAACCGGACCUGCCCUAUCUGUCGAGCCGAUGCUUCAGAGGUCCAGCGGGACUCUGAGUGACCUCAGACCUCUGAGUCUGCACCAACACAUUCAGUCUCUUGCUCCCUUCGAUUCCCAUUUGGAUUCACCAACCAAUCAGUGAACGUCUCUCCUUUAAUAAUACAGUAUAAAACGCACACACUCUGCCACAGAACUGGGACCAGUGCUCUUUAAUGCUUCACUCUUUGUCCUCCAGGACACCAAACUGUCAUUCUCACAUGGGAUCAGCAUUUAUGGGUGUGGAAACUUUAUACUGACUCAUGCUAACUUGAUUGCUGGACUUCCUAUAGGCCUUCUCUUCUGGACUACUACUCUGCCUUCUGCUCACAGUUCCUCCUUUCUAUGAAUGGCCUUUACAACACACAAUGACAUGUGCAGGUGGACAUAUAAAUGUGUAUUUUUUAAACCAUUCCUCUACGGAGAGGGACAGACAAAAAGACUGCUUUUAAAAAUGUCUGUAUAGUUCUACUAACAAACCCUGAGGGAGAAUUGGCAGCCCAAAGAUUAUUUUUAAUUUCAUUGUUAUUAUUGUGGUUAUAAUUAAGCAUUCACAUCUUGCUUUGCAGAGUCAUUUUUACAACACCUUAUUUUCAUUUGCAUGUAUCCAUGCAUUCCUUUUGUUGUGAGAGCUGUGUGUGUGAGGUAGAACAAAGAUACUGUACACUGUGUCAAAGAGUCAGCUUCUUUGUGGCAGUAAAACUAUACUUUUUCUCCAGGUGUGUGUGUGGUGGGUGCGGUGGGUGUGGUUCUUCCUCCUGUGGUAUUUAUACAGUUUGUGUGGGUACAGUCCAUGGGCUGCAUCCUAAAUCCAUUUUUUUCUCCACUCUACUUCAGAUUAAUUUAACUUCAGACCUUUAAGUUGAGGUUUUGCUCAAAUGUCAUUAAGUUUAGGAGCAGGAGUUUCUCCAGUCGACAGUGCUGUGUCAUGAUACUAGAUGUUUUUAUGUCACACGUUGUUGACACACUGUAGCACCACGGCUCCAUCGCUUCACACCUGCCCAUCUACACUGCUUUUCUGAUGCAGUAUUUCCUCAACACAAUGAAACAAAUCAGGACUAUUCACCUGCCUCCACAUAUCCCCUAAGCUCUCCUCCGAGUGAAUAGUUAGAUAUUACAGAGCUGAUUAGGUGGAUUCAUUCAUGGAAGCGGGCAGUUGAACAUAGAGCGUCUGUACCCAACCAGCAUUCUGUGUGUGUGUUGGCCACUAGAGAUGAAGUGUUUUCUCCAUCACUUACAGUUUUAAAGAGACUUAUGAGGUUACAGUUAAAUCUAUUAUGUUUCACCGGACGGCAAAUCUGACACUUCAGCACUUUAAUACGUAGAUUUAAGACCAACACGCUCAUUCUUUUCAUUCUCAGCAAACCACUUUUCACAGUUUGUGUGUAUGUGUGCAAAAACGUUCGAUGCAUUAAAACAUACAUCUCCACUUCAGCUUCUACAGUACGUUAAUCCUUCUGUGUUCUCACUCCACAUUUGUACAUGUCCAGAAGUUCUCUUAAACUAAAAUCUGUGUAAGGCCUAUGUCAGCAUGUCAUAAUUAACUCCAGGAUGUUCACCUCGUGCACAGAGCAGACUCUUAUGUAAUUUAUCACUAUUUAUCACAAGUGGUAUUUUGUGUCAUGAUGACAAGCUAACAUGGGCCUUUUCAGAGAUUGUGUUGACAAAAGGGUGUUUUGGAAAGUUAAACCUGGCACCAACAGUCUUACAUCUGAGAUGCCUUUUUUAUAAAACUUAAUUCUCCAGGUACAAGUGGAAUAUAUCCAGUGUCACCACAUCAGACCAAUACACGUAGAAACCAGUUUUAAAUUUAAAGAGUAUCCGUGAGAACUUUCAACUUCUACAACUCCUCUUCAGUGUUGUCAGUGUAUAAAGUCAUGUAAUAUCCAUGGGAAUGGAGGGAAACUAUAUUUUCUGUCAUUGUUCUGUUUUCCUUUGGGGUCAAAGGUCAUAUUUGUGACCAUAUACAUCCAUUUUGUGUCUUAGGGUUGUUUUUGUGUUGGACAGUUUUCUGUUGCUUGGUACACUAGCAAUUACCUCAGUCCCACUAUUUAUGUAUUUGCAGAAAAUGGUGCAACCAGUAUGAUUAGUGCUUAUCAAUUCAUUUUGCUAAUGUUUUCCAUGCAAGUUGUUGGGUUGUUUGAACAUUUUGUUUUUCCUUUUAAACUCUAUGAAACUAUCAUUAAAAUGGUGUCAUAGUAGUUUCAUCAUGUAUUAUAUCUGUAACCAAAAUCAUUUGAAGGCUUGUUAUGAUGAUGAAAUUUUUAACAAACAUUUGUACAUUUUGUAUGAGAGUUAUUACUAGUAAUACUUUAUUAAGUAGUGCAAUGAUUUUUUUAAUCCCUUACCCCAUCUUUUGGAUUUCAAAAGUUGGAUCAAUAAUAAAUGUAUAACAUCCU